CUGUACCACCCAGCACCUCCAAGCUUGAAUUCAGUUCCCUGAACUCUAAGGGGCCAGAGGUUUGUUUCAACCUCUAUUUAGAGAGGCAACGAUCCCAGAGCAGCAAGGAAUUCCUCAAGGAGCCUGUUGUUUAAAAAGGGGAUGGUGACGAGCACAGUGGAGAUACAUCGGGUGAUAGGUGCUGCUGCAGAGUGGAGGUGAAGUGUUCCCAGGGACCGAGCAGGAGGCGUCGGUGCCUUGGGUGAAGGGAGGACAGAGGCCCCGCUGAGGAGGAGGACUUUGGCGUGGACCCGAGGGCGGGAGAGAAAGCCGCAGGUGGGAAGAGGGCGAGGAGCAGAGCAUCUGGCGGGCAGCAUCAUGACUCAAAGCUCAGAGGUGGGAAGCCUGGAGGUGUUCAAAGAAUACCAGGUGUGAGGUGGAGCUGCUGAACGGCCAGAGUUGGGACGCUCUCCGCUCUCCUUAGGUGACUGCAGAUCAAUUACAUCCUUUCCAAGGUGCAGCCACCAUGAUCUCAGCAGGCUGAUGAUGGAAGAGAAAGAAGCCGGGAGACCCCGUGCUCUAGCAUCCCUGGACGAUGGAUGGAGGACAGCCAGUCCCUUCUCCCCUGGUGCCCCUUGGGAACAUGUCAUCAGAUUCUAGCAUGUCUCUGGAGCAGAAAACCACAUUUGUUUUUGUGAUUUUGUUGUUUAUUUUCUUGGGCAUCCUCAUCGUCAGGUGCUUCCGGAUUCUUUUGGACCCGUAUCGGAGCAUGCCAACCUCGACCUGGGCUGACGGACUUGAAGGCCUGGAGAAAGGGCAGUUUGACCAUGCCCUUGCUUAGCAGGACAGAACCAGGAAUCCUUCCUGAGGAAGAGAAGUGCUUCGUGUCUCAGUGAGAGGUUUUCUUUAGUCAAUGUUCUCAGCAACUCAAAGUCUUCACCCUAUCUGGUUCUAGAACCACAAUCCAUUUAUUCAGUAAACAUUUGAGGACAUUGGAAAUGAAGAUUUCUAUUACCAACCCAAAAUAGGAAAGUUUCAAUUUCGAUAUUUACUCAAUGAAUGAAUAUUGUUGAAUGUGUGUGAUGACGAAGCCAAGAGUACCAAUAGUGACUUUGCCUAAAAUGAAGCCCUACUGGACCUGGGGGACCUGACUAGGUCACCAGGAAAAAAGACCUGAUUUGAAUCUGAAAGCAGGGCCAGAACAGACUUCCUUGCUCUAAUUUUGUCCCCCAGCUUGUUUUAUUUUCAUGGGAAUCUGGGUCCUAGGCAGAGAAUGAGGAAGAUGCUGCUGAGUGGACCCAAAGCAGGUACUUGUUUUCUCCUAAAGCUAAGAGCAAUGGGAGGCAAUGGGGAAUGCUUAGAAAUGAUUGAUCCCUGGGAAAUACGAGUGAGGAUGAUGUUAUUUUGCUUUUUAAAUAAAACAAAUUCAAAGGCUUGUGGAGGCUUGCAAACUAUUUACCAGGCCAAGUGCAUUCUAUGUAUUCAUAUUAAUAACAUGAGUAGAGGUAGCGAUACAUAAUCUGAAUUUACUUUCUCUGCACAAUUGAUUGAAAUAAUAGGUGGCUAUUUCAAGUUGUGCUUUUUUUUUUCAAUAAAAAGUUAACUGUUUGGAGGAGAAGACUUUUAUAGUCUUAAGAAGAAUGUAUGCUUAUGACUGAAUAAACCAAAUAAAACUUUUCAAGAAACAGAA
Messenger RNA from Dama dama (fallow deer), 1669 nucleotides. It is a transcript of the gene CTXN3, whose product is annotated as cortexin 3. Lineage: Eukaryota; Metazoa; Chordata; Mammalia; Artiodactyla; Cervidae. The record is from RefSeq and is a predicted model, not a curated record. The transcript has 2 exons. The coding region runs from base 575 to 820 and encodes 81 amino acids.